AUGAUGUCCGACGAGCUGAGUGUCAUCAACGACGACGACAAAGGCGGCCGGCGCCUGAUCAAGAACAAACUGUUCGUCACGGUCGGAGCCGUCGGGUCCUGCGUCGUGGUGCUCAUGCUGCUCACCAUCGUUACUAUCGGCGCCAGAAAGGGCGCCAGCGACCAACCCUCCGGCAAGGCCGUACUCAACGUGGAGGGGACUUGUAGGUCAAUGACUUGUAACCGGCUGGGUUACAAGAUCAAUGUGUCCAUGAGCCUCAAAGACUCCCCCUGCCAGAACUUUCAUCGCUUCGUCUGUGAUGGAAGGCAGACAAACACAACAGCGUCAACUGUCGCAAAUGGAGCAUCGAACGAAACAGGAGGUUUCGGAGCAAGCUGGGCUUUCCAGAUGCUCAGCGAAUCCUUCCACAGGGUCGAAUCUAAUCCUAAGAUUCCCGUCCGGUCGCAGACCGACGCCCAUAAGUUCCUUACGUUUUACCUGUCGUGCUACCACAGCAUCGCUCCGGGAUACAGAAAUGUGAGAAGCCUGAAGCAUUACCUGCGUUCUUUCAACUUCAGCUGGCCUGGAGCAAAGGUCGACGAGCUAAGCGCCUUUGAUCUCCUCAUUAGGAUGGAGCUUGACUUUAAUAUUGGGGCGUUCUUCAGGUUUGGCAUCUCGCUGAAGAGGCAGAACGCUUGGGAUUUUACUCUGAAGCCUCCCAAAAUCUCCAAGUUUCUCUUUUCGCCGACGAGGAAAGAGAACUAUAGGAAGUACCUCGACAAGAUGGUCAGAAUGAUGGGCGGUGGAUUGAAGCACACCAGUACCGUGGAAAUCAUUGCCAAGAUGGAGGAGGAGCUUUUUGAGCUCGCAGUGAUGGACAAGAAACAAAGGUUGCCCCUCAAAAAUCUGUCGUUUCUAACGCCCAACAUCACGCCCGAAGUAUGGAUGCAGACGUUCAGCAAGUACUUCGUCUUGUCCAAGUUCCUGGACAACCAUACCAUGGUCAUCACAAGCCCGGAGUACUUCCGACGACUGUUUAACUCGCUCUCGAAGAAGGAGGGGGCCCUGUACCUGGGCUGGAGGAUCACCCGAUUCGGUGGCUGCUUCACCAAUGAGAUCCGGAGCCUGGAGCACACGCUCCAGAUGAACGUAGACUCGUGUAGUCACCCCGUCGCGGACGCUCGGACGUUCUGCAGAGAGUAUUCAUCCAAGUUGAUGCUACCACAGUUGAUCUCUUUCGCCACCGAGUCGCUCACCACGAAAAACGACGUGAGUGCUGUUGCGAACGUCGUAGACAGUAUCAAGAAGCAACUCUUGAAGGGUCUUAACCUCAACCCCUGGUUAGACAACAACACAAAGGCAGUGGCGAUUCAGAAGAUCAACAGUACCCGUCUGGUGCUUCCAGAAAUUGGUCGACGAUCAGACAAAAACGCGACUGCCGUCGAGUUUCCAGAUCUGGGAGCCGACUUUCUCGAGAACUGGAUUCGUGUGGUGCCUCGAGCCGGCUUUCCUGCCAGGAAGUUUGAAAUUGACGAGGCUGUACAGAAACUGUACAAGGACCACAUCAAGUACGACGUGUAUGCCAACGAGCUCCACGUUCCCAUCGUAAGCAGUAGGCCACCCUACUACUCGCCCGACCUCCCGGUGUCCACAACUUACGCAGUCCUGGGUACAGUCGUCGCCCACGAGCUCUUGCACGCCCUAGAUGCCCAAGGCCGCGACGUCGACGUCAAGGGCCAAGCGUUGCCUUGGUGGUCCGAGGACUUUACGGACAUGUACAACAGCAAGUCUACAUGCUACGUGAACCUGUACGAAAACCGAGGGAACUACACCAACAACACGAUACAAGAAGACGUCAUCGACAGUGCCGCCGUGCGGUACGCUUACUCAGCCUUCAAAGCGGCGCUGCCACUGGACAAGGUCGGCAACGUUCUCGGAGGACUGAAGGCUUUCAACCCGGAUCAGACGUUCUUCAUCGCGUACUGUCACAACUUCUGUGACAACGUGUCGGAUCACCCGGAGUCUCAUGGUGGAUCGACAAAGUAUUCGGAGGCCGAGAACCGCUGCAAUAUUCCCUUAAUGAACAUGGAAGAGUUCGCGCGCGCUUUCUCGUGCGUGCCGAAUGAUCCCAUGAGUCCGGCGAAAAGGUGCUACCUCUGGUGA
Molecule: messenger RNA, 2142 nt
Organism: Ixodes scapularis (black-legged tick)
Lineage: Eukaryota; Metazoa; Arthropoda; Arachnida; Ixodida; Ixodidae
Product: phosphate-regulating neutral endopeptidase PHEX-like
Exons: 2
Coding region: 1-2142 (713 amino acids)
Biological process (GO): protein processing
Cellular component (GO): plasma membrane
Molecular function (GO): metalloendopeptidase activity
Source: RefSeq, a predicted model, not a curated record